Messenger RNA from Chanos chanos (milkfish), 1905 nucleotides. Its product is annotated as fatty acyl-CoA hydrolase precursor, medium chain. Gene Ontology annotation, molecular function: acetylcholinesterase activity. The record is from RefSeq and is a predicted model, not a curated record. The coding region runs from base 75 to 1775 and encodes 566 amino acids. Gene Ontology annotation, cellular component: plasma membrane. Gene Ontology annotation, biological process: choline metabolic process; acetylcholine catabolic process. The transcript has 13 exons. NCBI's taxonomy places the organism in Eukaryota, Metazoa, Chordata, Actinopteri, Gonorynchiformes, Chanidae.
GUCAUUAACUGUUGUCCUGUUGUGCACGAAUUUGUGUUUAGCAUAGCUGAACAACGCUUGAGACGAUUAAAAACAUGAAUUUCCCGUGUGUCCUUCAGAUCUGCGUGUCAGCAUGUGUGUUUUAUGGCGUUUCCACAGCUAAAAGUGACGGUCCGGUGGUGGAGACGCGUUUGGGAGCGUUGAGGGGAGAGUAUGUGAGUGUGAGGGGGUGGGAGGGGCCUGUGCGGAGUUUUUUGGGGGUGCCGUUUGCUCAGCCCCCGCUGGGCCCUCUUAGACUCAAACCCCCCCUCCCCGCAGAGAGCUGGGAGAGCAUCAGAGAUGCUACACACCAACCAUUCAUCUGUGUACAGGACAGACAGAUGAUGGUGGACAUGCUGAAGGAUUACCAGAUGGAUAUGGAGCUGCCACAGAUGUCUGAGGACUGUCUUUACCUCAACAUCCACACACCAGCACUACCCAAACACAAACUACCAGUCAUGGUUUGGAUCCAUGGGGGAGGGUUUCUAACUGACUCCGCCUCCAUUUAUGAUGGCUCUGCCUUGGCAGCAUAUCAGAAUGUGGUUGUAGUUGUGGUCCAGUACAGACUUGGAAUUCUGGGAUUUUUCAGUACAGGAGACAAGGUGGCCCCUGGGAACCUGGGUUUGCUGGACCAGGUAGCAGCACUGCAGUGGGUCCAGGAAAACAUCCACAGUUUUGGGGGAGACCCAGACUGCGUCACGCUGUUUGGGGAGUCGGCUGGGGGAGCUGCUGUAUCACUGCUCCUCCUCUCGCCGCUUUCCACUGGAUUGGUCCAUCGAGCUAUAGCACAGAGCGGCACAGCAGAUUUGAAGCAGCUCUUCAACCCCACCCCUCAACCUGUAGCCCAGCUCUUGGUGCAGGAGUUGGGCUGUGUUAGCGAUGGCUCUGAGGACAUGCUGAACUGCGUUAGAGACGCGGCCGUGGAGGAAAUCCAGAGAAUCAUCAUACAGAACAAGAACGUCGUGUUUGGGGUGACUGUAGAUGGAGAGUUCUUACCUAAGCCAGUGGAGGAGCUUCUCCAAACGCAAGCGUUCCAGAAAAUUCCGUUCAUCACAGGGGUGACCAACCAUGAGGGGGGCUGGAUCAUCCCCGGGGUAACAGAGUUUGGAGUACCUGUUGGGUCAUGUUUUGAUUGGCAGUUCAUUGCUCCUGAGGGCUGGGCUGAUGGGAUGGAUCGAGAGGCAGUCGUCCCCACGCUGUCCCUUCUUAUGUACGAUCUUGCGGAUCAGCAGUUAGCGGCCCGUUUACUGGAUCAGUACCUGGAUUGGUCAGCAGACAGGGCGGCGGUGAGAGACGUCUUCACUGAGAUUUUGGGCGACCUCAUGUUUGUUGUUCCUGCUGUGAAGGUGGCCCGCAUACACCGUGAUGCAGGUGUUCCUGUUUACUUUUAUGAGUUUGGUCAUGCUCCCAGCAUGCUGGCCAAGAACAGACCGAAGUUUGUGAAAUCCGACCAUGGUGAUGAACUCAUGUUUGUUUUUGGGAAUUGCUUCACAACAGCCCAUAUCAGAAUCAAAGGUUCAUUCACAGAGGAAGAGGAGGUGCUGUGUAGGAGGAUGAUGUCAUACUGGGGGAAUUUCGCCCGCUCAGGGUCUCCUAACGGGCCAGGCCUUGUGCACUGGGCUCAGUAUGGGUCAGAUGAACAGUACCUGCAUAUUGGACUGGGUCAGAGGCCUGGAGCCCAUCUAAAGGAACAUCUCUUCUCUCUGCUGCCCCAUGCAGUAAAACCGAAUCAGAGUAUACAGCAUGCAGAGCUGUAGACCACACACACACACAUACAAACGCAUAGACACACACACACACACACAAACACACAUAGACUCACCUGUCUCAAACUACUGAAGAUGUUAUGUAUGCAUGCCAUACACGUCAUUGUAUGUCAUGACAAGA